Molecule: messenger RNA, 1147 nt
Organism: Linepithema humile (Argentine ant)
Lineage: Eukaryota; Metazoa; Arthropoda; Insecta; Hymenoptera; Formicidae
Source: RefSeq, a predicted model, not a curated record
ACAGACAUAAUGUCACGAGUAAAAAUAAGUAAGGACAACGUGUGGGAUCAUUUUGAAAAAAUUUUGGAACAGAAUUUUCGAGCAUGGUGUAAGAUUUGCGAAUUAAGUUUUUUGUUCGUUGAUCUUCAAUGCGUUGUAAAACAUUUUGGUGAUAAGCAUAACGAAGAUUUCAUAUCCCUAGCAACCAAAAAACGAAGAGAAAUGCCGAAAAUGUAUUUUGACAAAUAUGUAAAUUGUCUUGUUUGUGGUACAAAACUUUUGUUUCAAAAUUAUCACAAUCACUUAUGCCAACAUUCUACAAUGGUAUUGGCAUAUUAUGAAAUGACCAGAAAUAAACGAGAAUAUUACAUACAAACUGGUGAUUUUACGAUAAAAUGUAAAAUAGUGAAUUGUGGCAAAAUUAUAACUCUUCCUCUUUCAAAAACAAUAAAAAAUUAUUUAUUAGGUGACACACAUUUGAAGAAAUUGAGAAAUAUGCAAACGGACGCAAUGUCUAUGCCACUCACUAUCAAAGAGAAAAGAGAACUAUUACGAGAAAAGUACGUAAUAUUGAGGUGUUUUCAAGCAAAAUGCAAGUCUUGCAAAUUUCAAGAUUAUUAUAUCGACACUACAAACUUUAGUCAACAUGUAAAUGAGAGACAUGCUGAUGUUGCUUUAUACGAAAGAAAAUGCGGCGAAGGAUGGCCAUGGAUGUGCUUUAAGUAUUAUGCUCUAUCUACAUCAAUAUGUAUUAUUUGUAAAACAGUUUUACCGUAUUAUUCUGAACUUUUAAUAAAUCACUUGCAUUAUCAGCAUUUUAUGAACACACGUGAUUAUUACCAUCACGACUUGAGUUGGGUGUGGAAAUAUUGUAAUGCGAGUGGUGAUUUUGAGGUGCGAUGUAAUCUUUGUACCGCCAAAAUAUCACUUGACGUUAAGUCGCAUUUUAAUCAUCAUACACACCACUUUAAAGACACACGUUGGCAGAAGCUAACAAGCACAGCCGGACCGUCAGGAAGCCAACCAAACUGAAGAAAAAAGGUGACAGUUUAUCAAAAGGUGAAUGAUGCUAACGGCAUUCAAGAAGUUCGACAACCAGUUCUAAUCAGCAGUUUUGGCUUUGGCAAUUGAAACAAUCUAUAAUAUAAAAAGAAAAUAAUAUAUUAGA